ACGAAGCCGACCCAAAUGAAAAGUUGCCGUUGACAAAGCAAGGGGAUACGACAGUGAGGUAACCUAUCUCUUCUUUCUCCGACCAUGCUUUGGCCUCAAACUCUCAUAGAUUAUUCUUCGCAGACCUACAAACUUUAUUUUCAUCACCCAUUCCAAUCCUCUCCUCUCCCUUCUUUCUCCCAAAUCUCCAAAUACGUGAGAACCCCUUUCAUGGCAGACACCUCUUCACCCGCCUAACUGCCUCCUCCUUCCAUCCAUGGCAACGACCGACAACGACUGCUCCGAUGGCUUCUGCAGCAUCCACUGCCCCCAAUGGUGUUACUUUCUCUUCUCCCCCCAUCCCUCCCCCUCCUCCUCCUCCUCCUUCUCCUUCACCCCUCUCAAAAUCGCCAUUAUCGGCACCGUUCUGAGCUUCAUCAUUCUCCUCAGCUAUUACACCUUCAUCUCCAAGUACUGCAACUCCCUCUCCUUCCACUCCCAUCCAUCUAUCCAACAUGACGGAGCUUCACGCUCCAAUGGGAUCGACGAGAUUCUCAUCAACAAAAUCGCAGUUUUCAGGUAUAGAAAAGCGGAGGGUGUCAUCGAGCUCACAGACUGCUCCGUUUGCCUCGGCGAGUUCACAGAAGAAGAAAGCCUCCGUCUUUUGCCAAAGUGUAGCCAUGCCUUCCAUUUACAGUGCAUCGACACUUGGCUCAAGUCGAAUUCAAGCUGCCCUCUUUGCCGAACUAAUGUGUUGCAGGAGAGCAGCAAAGCUUCUUCUUUUUCUGCCGAGCAGGAGCAGGAGCAGGAGAUGGUUGUGGUUGUAGAGGAUUAAGGAGAUGUUGAAGAUGAUUCGAUGGAGCUUGGGGAAGUAGAUUUGGAACAGACAUCGUCGCGUGGAGGAUGAGUUUAGAUCAAUCUUUCAUCUUCUAUUCUUUAAAGAGAUCGGUUUCAAAUAAGAGGGAUUUGGUCAUGAAAAGUAGAAAAAUUAUUAGGUGCGGAGUGCAGACGGGGAGAGCACCGUCCGCACAGACACAGGAUACCAAGCGGUAUCUAGUGGUACCCAGCAGUACCGAACGAUUGGAUUUUAUACUAGUGUGUGGACGGUUCUCCCCGUCUGCACUCCGCACCUAAUAAUCCCUCCAUGAAGUAAGGGAAGUAGAGGAAGUAACUUCUUACCGUUUGAUGAAAUGCUUGACAGAGAGAUUGAAGUUUUCUAAAUUGCUUUGAUUGCAAUUUUUAUGAAUUAUGUAUAAAGGUUUGUAGAUUAUGGGUUUGGAGAAUGGUGUUUA
Molecule: messenger RNA, 1271 nt
Organism: Dendrobium catenatum
Lineage: Eukaryota; Viridiplantae; Streptophyta; Magnoliopsida; Asparagales; Orchidaceae
Product: E3 ubiquitin-protein ligase Os04g0590900
Exons: 1
Coding region: 257-814 (185 amino acids)
Biological process (GO): protein ubiquitination
Molecular function (GO): transferase activity
Source: RefSeq, a predicted model, not a curated record